AUGGCCACAACCCAGCUUAUCACUAUCCAGGCUACGGAUGGGCAGCUCCUUGUGUUGACCCUGUUGCUGCCACCGAAAGUAUUGCACCAUCCACUCCUCCAGCCGUUCAAGAUCAACAAAAGAGCCUUGACUUUCCGUGGUUCCUCCUGGAAUGCAACACAAACUAAAGAUCUCUCAGAGAGGCUUCAGUAUCUGUUUGACAAUGUUUCUCAGCUCAUUGAAAAGGGCACCCCCAUAGAUGUCUGCACCAUGGUCUCUCGAAAGGAGUGGGGAGCAGAAACUGUUGACUGCAGCACCCACCUGACAAUGCCAGUGGACUUCCUUGUCAUACACCACAUCCCUCGACUGGAGUGUCACGAUCAGAUAGUCUGCAGUCAGAGGCUGCGAGAGCUGCAGGCCCACCACAUCCACAACAACAGCUGGUGCGAUGUGGCCUACAACUUCCUGGUUGGGGAUGAUGGCAGGGUAUAUGAAGGUAUUGGCUGGAAAGUCCAAGGCUGGCACACCCAAGGCUACAGAAAUAUCUCUCUGGGCUUUGCUUUCUUUGGCACCAAAGAAGGCCACAGUCCCAAACUUGCUGCCCUGUCAGCCAUGGAGGGCCUAAUCUCUUACGCUGUCCAGAAGGGCCACCUGUCAUCCAGGUACUCUCAGCCACUUCUUGUAAAAGAAGAGAACUGCCUGGUGUCUCCACAGAAGGAAGGUUCAAAGAAAGCUUGCCCCAGUGUUGUUAUGCGGUCUGAUUGGGAGGCCAGGGAGUCCCAUUGUGCCAAGAUGAACCUCCCAUCUAAGUAUGUUAUCAUCAUCCACACCUCUGGGCGGACCUGCAAUGUGUCUGAUAUGUGCCGCCGGCUGGUCAGAGAUAUCCAGUCCCACUUCAUGGACAGACUCGACUCAUGCGACACUGGGUAUAACUUCCUCGUGGGCCAGGAUGGUGUCAUCUAUGAAGGGACAGGCUGGAAUGUCCAAGGCUCUCACACUGCUGGCUACAAUGACAUUGCCCUGGGAAUUGCCUUCAUGGGUACCUUCACAGGAACUGCACCAAAUGCUGCAGCACUGGAGGCUGCCCAGAGCCUGAUCCAGUGUGCUGUGGACAAGGGAUAUUUGACUCCCAACUACCUGCUGGUGGGACAGAGUGAUGUUGAGAACACCCUGUCUCCUGGGAAGGCUUUGUACAACAUCGUUAAGACCUGGCCUCAUUUCAAGCACUGAGGAAGGCCAUGCUCCUUCUAGCAUUGCUCCCCUCGACUACUGGAGCUCCCUAUCCUCUCUCUCACCCUGCUGUGUGCCCUCUCCCCACCAGCCCC
Messenger RNA from Loxodonta africana (African savanna elephant), 1304 nucleotides. RefSeq names its product peptidoglycan recognition protein 4. The record is from RefSeq and is a predicted model, not a curated record. The transcript has 9 exons. Gene Ontology annotation, biological process: peptidoglycan catabolic process. Gene Ontology annotation, molecular function: N-acetylmuramoyl-L-alanine amidase activity; zinc ion binding. Bases 1 to 1209 code for a protein of 402 amino acids. Lineage: Eukaryota; Metazoa; Chordata; Mammalia; Proboscidea; Elephantidae.